AUGGGAUGCUACAUAUAUUAUCUCACCUAUUCGCCAUUUUGAACUUCGCGAUCGUUGCAACUUUUGGCGCUUUACCGGUGUACCAAAAUAGUGUCAACACCCCGCUCAACCUCAAUUGAUGAAGUCAGAGAGAGUCCAAUAACCCAGGAUAAUCUUCAAUGAUGAAACUUUAAUUCUGUGUUGGUAUCUUUAUCCAAAAUCAUAUGAUAAGGUGUGCAUUGUCGCUUAGAAGUGAUCACUUCCGAACUGGAAAACUGAAUUACCGAGUGUAGUUGCGUGCAUGGUGUAACUGUCGUAGAUGUUCGUAAACGCGAGGAUUCAAUGGGGAAACCGUAAACGACGCAACACGCACUCCCUCACGUAAACAUUGCCAAAACUUUACCCAGACCCUUCAUUGAAUCACGAAUUUCUUUUGAUUGACCUGUCCCGUCUGUGUGUAGCGUUCCAUACCCAGGGCUGUAACUCGCUGCCAGCCCGAGGCAGUGGAAAUAUAUUUGCAGUCAAGCAUUUGCAAUGAUGCAUGCUGCCUCGGACACCUUCGCCAUGUUUUGGAGGUUUGGUAUGCCGACGACGUCACAUAUUGACACGUUGCUAGAAAAAGAGGAUAUCACUUUAACAGAAGUACUAGAGGAAGACGAUGUAUUACAGGAAUGUAAAGGACAGAACAGGAAACUUAUAGACUUCCUGGUGAGGACAGACGUGAUAGAGGAGCUAGUCAACCUGAUAACGACUGAACCGUCCCAAGAUCUACAUGAAUCUGUACAGUACAAGAACCCCAACAUGGCCUGUGAGCUUCUCACGUCAGACGUGGCCGCUAUAUGCGACAAAUUAGCAGACACAGAUACCGCUUUCACAAAUUUAUGGAAGUUCUUAGACAGACCAGCCCCACUCAACCCCCUCCUAGCAAGCUUCUUUAGUAAGACGAUAGGGUCGUUGCUAUCCAGAAGACCGGAGGUCGUCGUCGAGUUCAUCAAAGGCAAAGAGGACUGCAUAGGCUUGCUCCUUUCUCAUUUAGAAGUGUCUGCUAUUAUGGAUCUUAUUCUUAGGCUAAUCACAUGUAUUGAAUCACCAGAAAUCAGGAUAUCAUUCCUCAAUUGGUUAAACGAUCAAAGGUUUAUCCAGAGAUUAGUAGACCUCAUAGAUACAGAACAAUCAGAAGAUACACAUAGCAAUGCAGCACAGACGUUAUGUGAUAUCGUCAGACUCACUAGGGAACACAUGUCACAAUUACAAGAAUGUGCAGAGAAUGAUCCUUUACUCACAACAAUAGAAAUGGAAGAAACUGUAUCAGAGUUACUAGAUCACAUGUUCAAGGGCACGAUAUCAGAAUCAGCAAUAGUCAAUGGUAUAUCAGUUCUACUCUCAUUAUUGGAAUUUAGGAAACAAGGGGCUGCAUGGGCAUUGUCCUUCGGUCCAGACGGUCAAGAACAGAUGACCCAACUGGACGCUGAGAGGUUAGCAAGGGGGGUCAGCGGUACACUCAAAGCAGUCGUCAGUAGGUUAGCAGAUAUGCAGCAGUUAUUAGAAGAUCCACCAGGGAGAAAAGAAAUGUCAACGACGGUCGGCAAGCUAGAACCACCUCUAGGCAAUGUUAGGUUACAAAUCAGUAAAUUAGUUUCUUCACUACUCAUCACAAACACAGCUGCAAUCAAUGCUGAACUAGCAAGACUAGGCACCAUCAAGAAAUUAGUGGAUCUCUUCUUAACGUAUGCAUGGAAUAACUUCUUACAUUUAGAGGUGGAGAAGUCAAUUAGUACAAUACUUUCCAACAACCCAACAGAGUCUGAAGAAGGCAAGACGCAACAUCCGCUCUUAGUACAUCUGUUCACAGAAAGCAAGCUAAUUCCCAAAGUAAUGGAGGCAUGGGAGGAGAAUGAGGUCAUACAGAAACAGGGCAGGUCAAGAAGAGGUUAUAUGGGUCACAUGACCAGGAUAGCAAAUGCUAUUACGCACGAGAUGGAGAAAGGAUGCAAUAAUGAACAGAUCAAAUCUCUCUAUCAAGAAUAUAUACCAGAGGAGGUUAGAGAGAAAUGGAGUUCAUUUCUAGCUGGCAGUCUAGCAGAAACAAACAAGAGGAAUCUGGUUGAAUUGGUUGGUACCCAUCCGCUGCAUUCAUCAAGCGAAGACGACGAUUCAGACUUCAAGGAUAUCGACUUUGGCAAAGACACAGCUUUACAACAGGCCUUCUCCGAUUAUCAGAUGCAACAAAUGACGUCCCAUUUUAUUGACCAGUUCGGCUUCAACGACGAAGAGUUUGCAGAGCAAGAGGAGAACGUGAACAACCCAUUUGACAGGAUUUCAGAUAUCAACUUCUCAAUAUCCGCCAACGAAGACAACCCCAACUCUGCUCUAUUUGAAGCAUGCUGCAAUGAAAGAGUACAACCCUUUAACGAUAGUAAUAGUGAUGAUGAAGAUAUCUGGGAGGAUAAAGAGAAAGAGCUCACGUAUACAGCGAAUGAUGACCUGAGGUCAAGCGAUGUAUCGUCAAAGAACGAAGUGGGCAGCGACCAGGCCAACCAUAGUAGUGAUGAAGAUGAAGACGAAGGGGAUGAAUCGAGAGAUAACACAAUAGAAGAGUUCCCUCCUCUAGGUAGGCCGGCUCAAAGCCCUCUUGCUGCUCAGAAUGGAGAUGAUGUCAAGAUGGAUGUAGACUCGGAAGCAUGGCAAGCGAACUUUGAACAAGCACCUGUUGCCAUGGAUACGACACCAAGUGGGUGGGAGCAACCUACAUCGUCAACAGGAGACGAGGAUACAGGCUGGGCCAACUUCAAUGAAUUUAAUGCUAACUUUACUCCUGAUGAUGGUUCAUCUGGACCGAGGAGUAGCUCACCCGUCGCGAUGGAAAGCGAGCCUUCGUCACAGGACAGCAAGGAGGCCAGUGAAGCCAUGGCGUUGCCAUCGUCACCUAGUCCUAGUUCUGAAGUACAAAGUUCAACAGAUACUGCAAGGAGUUCAGCUUAUGUUGUAUCAAGUAGUUCUUCAGAGCAAGCAACGGUUAGUGAAGGAUCACCCAAUACUUCUACAGAAGCUCUUCAAGAUCAAUCAGAAGAAAAGGCAAUGGUAGUAGAACCUUCAGCGUCCUCUAUUGACGAGAGGAUAUCACAAGGAGCGGAGGACAAUCCACCUAGCCAGCAGUCUAACGACCAAACUUUAAACAAUGCAGUUAGUAGUUCAUCUGAUCCCAAAGGACCAUUAUCAAAUGCAGCUUCGGCUGAGCCCCAGCAAGUUCCAAUGGACCUACCUGUUAGUAAUCCUGUUCAAAGUCAGCCGGACACGGCUCCUAUAGUUGAGAAUGACUCUAAUGUUAGUAGUAAUCAAGUAUCUGUGAUCAGUAGCCUUGCAUCACCAGUUAUUUCUAGUCAAGACUCGACGCCUGUGAAUAUACCUCUCUCUAAUUCAAAUCCCAACUCCCACGCGGAGGUCUCUCCAAGCACCGGCUCGGUGAACCCUAGCUUGAACACGGACUUGCCUAGCGAGAAAUGCGGCAUGAGCAACACCGCACUUCAUACGAACCCCGGACAGUGUAUACCCACCAUGGGUUGCAACGCUGCGGAUCCGAAUAACUUAUCUCCCGUCGAGAACAUGAGUAAUCACGCCGUGGUCAAUGAUGUCGGAAAUGCGGACGUCGGCAUCAACAUCAAGGCAGAUUUGAAGAUGGAGCUGAGUGAGGAGGUCUCGUCGCCGACGACAUCGCCCGUCGAUGGAGACAGCAGUCCGGAAGCGGCUGUGACGAUCUCGCCGGUUACGACGAACCAGGACAGCAAUAACGUUCAUUCAAAUCUAAUCAACAAUGAUGCUAACCUAUCACCAGAAGGGGACACUACAGAUAAACUUAGUUUUAUUGCCAAGUCUGAAUUUAUGAAGUCUGGAGCUAGUUCACAAUCACCCAGCUCACCGAGCCCUAAUGGACCUCUUGAUCUCCAGGAUGCUCAACAUAAUAGGAAUGAUUCGUCAGAAAAUAUUGACAUUCAGGUGACUCCAGUAACUCAGAAUGGACCCGUCUGACACAACUCUCCACCCCCAUAAUACACGUAGAACUGUCCAUGCUGCCAUCCACCCAACAGUGCCAUUUGGUGCAGUCCACUGCGCGCGAGGGAGGAGAGGAGCGUUGCAAUCGGAGGGGAGAAAUCAAUGCCCACAGUGCUCAUGAUACGCAAGACGUUUUCCAUGAUCAUCCGCAUAUUUUCAAAUGUUUAGUCUCACCGGGUGAUAUCUUUUCCUGACGUUGCACCAGUCACUUUCUGAGUAGUGACAGGGCUCGCUCCAAGCAAACUCCCCUGGACGUAGUUAUGACAUCCUUUUAUAGUCAACUUUUAGGUAUUUCUAUUCGUAUUUAAUUAUCGACAGGUGUGAACAAUUAUCCAGAUUUAUUUUUUCUAUGAUUUUCACGUUUGGGAAAUGCUUUCACACUCAAUUACUAAUGCUACUGAAUGCUCUAUGUUUAUUUGUCUUUGAGAGAUGUAUUUGCCUGCAUCUCAUUUUAUUUCACUUGUUUUGUUUUAAACUGAAAUGCAUAUACCUCACAGGAUUACUUGUGUUUUUAAAGCAAACCAGUAUUUGGUAUGUUCUGCUGCUCGGUGCGGAACGCAGCCCUUGUGCGGUGGGUUCAACAAGGCAUUACGUACAUACCAUACUUUCCCACAUAGCAUUUAUUAUGUUGCUUGUAAACUUUCUGUAAAAAUACCCCUAAUCCUAUGACCACCAAUUCCUCCAGUGGGAAUCUGUGGGUUCACCCUAACUGCACAGGACUAUGUUAUAAGAGAGGGUCAUCAAACAUGACUUUGUGACAAAAAUUAGGACACAUGGUUUGUCAGAAUUAAUUUCUGGGGAGCGUUUCAUGAAAGGACUUGUUGGUCGUUCGAUCCGGUAGUUACUAUAGUUACAAGGCUUCUCAGCCAAUCAAAAUCAAGGAAAGUUGUCAGAUCUUACAACUUGUCGGAUAAAAAUGGUGAUGAAACGCUCCCCAUGACCCCAAAACUCUGAGAAUUGAUUUUCUUAAAAACUUAGAUUACUUAAGUGAGAUGUAUGUAAACUCGGAGGCUCCCAUCACAAAAACCGUAAAAAUUAAUUGGACUGAUUUCACAAUGCAUUGAUCAUGUGCAAUCAAUUGUAAAAAUCAGUCGUACCAUCUAUUGCUAUGCUUCUCAUUUAUUGCCUAGAUUAAUUGUAUCGAAAUAAAUUUUACUGUGUGAUAACUGCUCUUUUGUUCUUCCACUAUUACACUGAUCUCAUGCCAAAGCAAUCAUUUGUAAACUCAAUUCACAUGUCAGACAUAACUAUGUAAAGCAUAUCAAAUCUUCAAUAUAAACACAAUAUAUUACGUAAUACUAUUAUUCAUAUGUGAUGAGGAAGAAUCAAUGAGUUCUAGGCAUUCAGUUAAAAAAGAAGAAAAAAAUAUAUUAACAGCUGUGAGGUUGUGAGGACAUUUUCUGGGCGAACUCAAGUAUUAAUAUUAUCAUUUCAUUUGCUAUGCUCCAAAGGUAUUAUAGAAUUUAUUCCUCACUCUAAGGACAUCAAACUAUAUUCUUAUUCACCAAAAUUUUAUGGAAAUGAUUGUUUGAGAUGAGUUGGUUUGUCACUCAUGGUGUAACAUAACAAAGGGGGAGGGGAUUGGCUAUGCUGCGUCUGCUACAUUCCUAGUUCAUAUAUCACAUUAGAUGAUUAGCAGGGAUGUAGUCUAGGCCGGCCUCAAGGCCACAUUUUGCCGGCCUUGGCCUUGGCCUGAGUCACAUGUACGAAGUCUAUGGGAGAAGGUUUUCUCUAGUGGCUUCAUGACCAGCCUUGCCUACAUCCCUUAUGAUUAGAUAGCUAAUGUUUCUAUUUUCCUAACUCCAAUGAGAAUACUCUGUGCUGAAAUGAAAGCACUUUGUUAUUUGCUUGAAAAUUAAAUAUUUACCUCAAGUAAUCGGCGAUCAUUCAUCCUCGGUUUCGAUGGUGUGAAGUUGUCUUUGCCCAGAAGUUUCUUAAGCAAAGGUGUUGUUUUUGUGUUUAAUUUUAUUUGAUUUCUUAACGCAUGGGCUUUGAAUAUAUGUUAACUAGAUAAAUCUGACACAUGUGUUUUAUGCUGAAUAAUUGUGAAUGUGUUUUGUUGAAUGUCGAGGGGUUAUGCUGAAGUGAUAGCAAGGGCCUUUUGCACAAAAGCUUGCAAUCAGUAGCAAAUCAAAAAUGAAACGCAAUUUGACCUCCAACCAAUCAAAGGCACACGUUUGUGAUUUGUGUUUGAUUUCAAUGCAAUUUUCUCUGCAUCAGGCCCCAGUUGCCCAAAUGUGAUUUGUUAAAUAAUUUUUAAAAAGCGAUUGAAUGGUCGUCAUUAUUUUUCAAUUCAAUGCAAUUUAUAUCAUUUCUUUUUUUAAGAAUCAGUGUUUUUUUAUAAGCAGCUGGGAUUUGAUUUAUGCAGUUUAAGCUAUGGCUGUUUGGUGUUUGAUUACACGGUAUAUGCUGUCCCCAUACUGUUCACACGUGCACUUAAUCUACAAGUUUACUUAUGCACGUAGAUGUUUUAUCUUAAAUCUGCUUUAGUGUUUGGAAAUCACAUUUCCCGCACUCAAUAUAUGUGAACACAUAUUUUAAAACACGAAAGGUAUAUAAAUAUGGAAAGAACAAUAAAGCUGUGUUCAUAUUCAGAUAAAUGCAUGAAUUUCUGUUACCCUUCUAAUUAUCUUUUUCAAUAUUUACAGACUUGAAAAACAAUCCACUCCAAACCCCUCUGAUGUAUCAGAUUUUGCAUCGGCACUUUUUCAUUGUCAUAUUCAGUAACAUUUUAAUUUGUGUGAACACCCCUGUAGUUCUAUUCACUGCCUGACACAUGCGUGUGUUCUUUUGAAUGUCCACCUCGCCCUUGUUCACACUUCACAGAACAAUUUAGAACAGAACAGUGAGGUAUGUCGUGUGUGGUAGCAUUCAGUGUGGGGACAGUCCAAGUGUUUUCUCAUCUAAUGAAGGGAUUAGGACUGUUUUCAUACUCACAGUAUGGGGACAGCAGUGACCUUUUUAUGUGGUUUGUAGUCCAAUGCUGAACGAUGAUUACAUUUUAUCUGGCAGGGAAGUCUAUAAUAGUUACUAGAAUAUACAUAUCAUAUGGCAUGAAUAAAGAGGAAUAUUUUUAUGUCAUUAAGUCGAUUAUUACAUAUCACUUGUGUAUGUGCCAUUUGAAAGAAAUGAUAAAAAAGAGCAUAUGUAUAUUUGUUAUUCACUAAAAAACAUUUGUAAGAUACAUGUCAUCUGAUGUCCUUUCAUUUUAAGUACAGUCAAACACGCCGAGAAUGGUUAUUUUUCUCUAUAUAUUUCUUGUAACGUGAGAAAAAUGCAAGUUUUUGACUGAUUAAUGGAUAUUAUCGUUUUUUAUUUUGUUGUGUGGUUAGUAGUUAAUAGAUAGUGAGUUUCCUUUCAUAAACCGUCAAUUUUAUAAUUUAUCUUUAAACAAGAGCGAGUGAGAGAGAGAAAUACAUGCAAAAGAUAUUCUAUUAUAAAAUGUACUUCCAGUUUUCAUUGUUUUUAACCACAGGAGGGUGAAAAGAUAUAUUGUUGUUUGGCGGCAUAAAAACGCUAAUUAGAAAUGACUGUAUGCAGUGCUUAGCGCCUUUAUGCCUCUGAAGAAACCACUGUUUUGUAAAUAUUAGAUAUUAUACACUGUCCUUACAUAGGACACACACGUUAAUCAGUGGGAGGCCAAAUCAGUUUUUUGUAUAUUUGUGAGCAGUGUUGUCCAGUCGUAAGAAAUGGUGAAAAUGUGGACCACGGUUGCUUUCUUCGGGGAAUAUGGAACGUAGUUUGCAAAUGGUUUCAGGGAUGUGCGCGACCCCCAUUAUGUCAAAAGGAAAAUAAAUUAAUAAUCAAAAGACAAAGUAAAGAAUGUAAGUCAGUACAGUUGUCAUAGUUAUCUUAACAUAGCAUGAAUUUCAUUUUUCUCUAAAUUUUCCCUUAUCAGGAUUCAAAUGAAUGAUAAUUAAAAUUGGGGAGGGGGGAGUAAAGUGAGUCCCUUCUGUCUUUUAUGGGCUUUAAAUGUGAUAUAAAUUGCCAAAAAAGUAAGCACUAUAUGUGAUCAACUAUGAAUUUCACUUAGUUUUAUCUACAUCUGCUAACUUGAUCUUGUGAAAUGAUUGAGAAUCACAUGUUAACACACAUUUCAAAGCAUUUAAUUCAUGCAUAACUAACAGUUUUCAAACACUGAAUUUGUUUCCCUUCAUAUUUCGCACAUUAACCCCUCAAACAUAAGACCACUAUUAACUUACAAAUCUUUGCAUUUGAGUAUAAAUAUGCUAGAAAAACUGGAAAUACUCUCGGGGGAAAAAAAAAUUAUCUUAAAUGGACAAAUUCUAGGAGACCGGGUUGCGUGGCACACAUGGGAGUUCGUUGUGGGUAUGGCAUGCUGCAAGACGCCUGAUGAUAUUAGUGUUGUAUCAAAGUAUGUCAUGAAGGGGGUCAUAGCUGUUGCAGUGGUGAAAAUGGCUGAAGUAAUUUGGGGGCCUGUAUCAUAAAGCUUUGCAAUGGAUUACAAAUUAUAAAUGAACAAUUCUUGGUUUCUGAGCAGUGGUCUAAACAAAAUGCACAUGCAACGGUCAUUUUGAUUGGCCAUUGCCGUUAAGUGAUUGAUUGCAAACCCUUUAUGAUACGGGGCACAGCUAUUCGCUCUGUUGGAUGUUCCUAUACGAUCGAUCAUAAUUUAUUUCGAGAGUGGAUGUUUUCUUGUUUCUCCCUCACAUGGUCAUCCAAGGUUCACACAUUUAGUGCUUAUUAAAUGUCUUCUACUUGAUUCAUUUGAAAUCUUUAUUUUUGCCGAAAAAAAUUGAUCUAACGGUUGCAAACAUUUCCUGAAACUUGCCCUUGACAGCUAUUUCAAUGCAAAGUCCUAUCAAAUACACCAGGGGUGUUGCAAGAAAAUAUUUGCAAUCAAUUGCAAAUUUCAGAUGCAAACAUUGAUCUAAUGGUCGCAAACAUUUCCUGAAACUCGCCCUAGAAGGCUAUUUCAAUGCAAGUCCUAUCAAAUACACCAGGGGUGUUGCAAGAAAAUAUUUGCAAUCAAUUGCAAAUUUCAGAUGCAAACAUUGAUCUAAUGGUCGCAAACAUUUCCUGAAACUCGCCCUAGAAGGCUAUUUCAAUGCAAAGUCCUAUCAAAUACACCAGGGGGUGUUGCAAGAAAAUAUUUGCAAUCACAAAUUUCAGAUGCAAAUUUACAAGAGAUAAAUCAAUUAUAAAUAAAGCAUUUUUAGUUGACACUUAUUGAUGCAAGAAGCGGACCAUCAAUCAAUUGCAAAUUUGUAACGAUAUUUGCUACUUUCUAAUUGAUUUUGGAACGCAAGAAUUACUUGCGAUUAAUUGCAAGUUUCAUGCAACACCCCCAUGAAAGUCUCUGUGCAGUGAAAUCUGUGUAUAAAGACUGCUCAAGGGAGACAAGGAAUGUGAUCUUUACAGACGGGACCAUUCUUGCACAAACUGAAAUUAUUAGUCAUAUUCAAGGGUAAUGAAAUAAAAUGAAAUGAAAUAUAGGCCUUUGUGUAGGUAUGUCAUGCUAAGACACAGGUGGUCUUGAAACUGUUUCACAUGCCAUUCUGGGUCCCUUCUUACAAGACUUGCGAUUGAUCCGAUCAAUCACAACUAUGGACGGCCAGCAACGUCACCAUCAAUUACGUAUGUUUGUUCAAAAUAUUUUCUAACUAUGAUGUACAUUCAUGCAUUCAUUGUUUUCUUGAAAAUUCACUGUGCUUCUCUUUGCAUACAAAGGACAUUGUGCACAUUUUCUGUAGAAAAAAUUAUGGCACUGAUGUAUUUCCAUAGAGUUACGAUUGAUUGGAUCAAUGGUAACUCUUUGUAAGACGGGGCCCUGGUAUCUGCCCGAUUAAGCUAAAGAAACACCAACAAAACCGUCUCCAGACUAAUUGAACCUAUUAUUUUGAAUGUCCCGUCACUGGUCGGGUUUGGAUUUGGCUUCGUUGGUGUGCCUGCAGCGUCAAGAGAAUUUGAUGUGGAAAUUGUUCCGAGUCUUGAGAUGCUUGUGACAAAAUACACUCAAUCUCCUCGAUGGACUGUAGAAGAUCUAAUUAAGAAUGGUGACUCGCCCCUCCCUUUCAUUCUCUCAUGAUGAUAAUGAUGUUAUAUUUCUAGGAAAGUGGUACCAGUCUGUCAUCAUCACUGAGAAUUCUUUUUCCACCCUACCUUGUGGAUGGUUUGUUUGUAUAUGGUAAAUAAUAAAGGACUUGAUUUGAAUAUUUCAUGGACACAUGCUUUAUCUUGAUUCAAUUGUAAUGAUGGUGACAACAAAUAGAAAAUAAAAAAGGAAAAAAAAUGAAAGAAAAGGAGAAUUGCUAAUCACAAAGUAUGUAUAUGAUUUUACUAAACAGAUCUUGUGUUUUCUUUUAGAUCUGUUGGAAGAUCGGAGGAGUAUUGAUCAUAGUGUAGUAUUGUUGAUAAAAACUUGUAACAGAAGAGGGUUAUAAAUAAUAAAUAGUUAUUUCCAUCUUCCCAUUAA
This is a messenger RNA of Lytechinus pictus (painted urchin), 10465 nucleotides long. Its product is annotated as serine/threonine-protein phosphatase 6 regulatory subunit 3-like. The coding region runs from base 514 to 4005 and encodes 1163 amino acids. NCBI's taxonomy places the organism in Eukaryota, Metazoa, Echinodermata, Echinoidea, Temnopleuroida, Toxopneustidae. The record is from RefSeq and is a predicted model, not a curated record. Gene Ontology annotation, cellular component: cytosol; nucleus. Gene Ontology annotation, molecular function: protein phosphatase regulator activity; protein phosphatase binding. The transcript is spliced from 24 exons.